Molecule: messenger RNA, 2409 nt
Organism: Bombina bombina (fire-bellied toad)
Lineage: Eukaryota; Metazoa; Chordata; Amphibia; Anura; Bombinatoridae
Product: guanylate-binding protein 1
Exons: 10
Coding region: 104-1999 (631 amino acids)
Molecular function (GO): GTP binding; GTPase activity
Source: RefSeq, a predicted model, not a curated record
UGCCUGUGUGUGCUAUAAAUACUAAUCAGACAAGCAGAGCUGCAGAACUCAGAACUGGUCAGAUCGCUUACAUUGAAGCAUCUAAACAGACACUCCGUGCAAAAUGGCUUCUAACCAAUUCCAAUCUGGUCCUGUUUGCCUCAUCGAAAACACGGCAAAUAAUGACUUGCAGGUAAAUCCUGCAGCUCUGGAUAUCUUGUCGCAGAUUAACCAGCCUGUGGUUGUGGUGGCUAUUGCUGGGUUUUACCGAACAGGAAAAUCUUACCUCCUGAACAGACUGGCAGGAAGGACAUCCGGUUUUGCUCUGGGUUCUACUGUUGAGUCAAAGACUAAAGGGAUCUGGAUGUGGUGUGUUCCUCAUCGCAAUCCAAAACUAACCUUGGUGCUGCUCGACACUGAAGGUCUAGGGGAUGUGAAUAAGGGAGAUCGGAAGAAUGACACCCAUAUUUUCUCUCUGGCUGUUCUUUUGAGCAGCACUUUGGUGUACAACAGUAUGGGGACCAUCGAUAAUUUUGCAGUGGAAAAUCUUCAAUUUGUUACAGAGCUUGCUGACGUCAUUAAAGUAAAAUCCAAAGCAGAUGAUGAUGAUGAAGAGGAGGAUGAUUCUGACCUGAUUCAGUUCUUCCCUAACUUUGUGUGGGUGGUGAGAGACAUGACUUUGAAGCUAGAGAUUGAUAAUUGUGAAGUGACAGCUGAUCAGUAUUUGGAGAAGGCACUUGAGUUAAGAAAGGGUGUAAAGAAGUCAGUUAUGGAAUAUAAUUUGCCUCGUCAAUGCAUACGAAGAUACUUUCCCAGUCGCAAAUGUUUUGUCUUUGUGCGUCCAAUAAGUAGUAAUAAUUUUCAUGAACUGGAAACACUGGAAGACAAUAAACUAGAUCCUCAAUUCGUACAACAAACAAAUCAAUUCUGUGACCAUAUCUUUAGCACUGCCCCAAUUAAGAACGUUAAAGGGGGACACAAACUGACUGGAAAUUUGUUUGGUAUUUUAGUACAAACCUAUGUGAAGACAAUUCAAAGUGGGGAAGUGCCAUGCAUGGAGAAUGCAGUCCUUGCCAUGGCCAACAUAGAAAAUGAGAGAGCAGUGCAAGAAGGACUUAAUAAUUAUGUGUCCAAAAUGGAAAGUAGCUUGAUCUUCCCCACAGAAGAUAAAGUGAUAUCAGACUUACACAAGGUCUGUGAGAGGGAGAGUCUUCAGAUAUUUAUGAACCGUUCAUUCCGAGAUGAGGAUCAGUUGUAUCAAAAGAGACUGGUGGAAGGCUUGGGGAAAAAAUACUCUGAAUUGCUAGAGAAGAAUGAGUCUUCCUCUAGAGAGAUUUGUCUUUCCUUGCUCCAGAAGCUCAGUACAAACCUUGAAAAGAAUCUCAUUGAUGGGGUAUAUGCAAAGCCUGGUGGAUUUCAGCUUUAUUCUCAAGACAGGGACAAAGUUGUGGAAAAUUACAACAGAACUCCAAAUAAAGGGGUUAAGGCAGAGGAGAUGUUAAGUUGUUAUUUGGAGAAUAGAAAAUCUGAGGCAGAGAGUAUACUGCAAGCUGAUAAAAACUUGAGCAGUGCUCAGAAGACGUUAGCUGAGGAACAAGAGAAAGCAAAAAUACUUGAACAGAAUCAGCGGGAAGAGCAGGAGAAGAGGAUCCAGGCAGAGCAAAGAAUGAAGGACAGUGAAGAAAGUCACCAAGAAAAUAUAAGACAACUGAAAAUAAAGAUGGAGAGAGAAACAGAGGACAUAAAGAGGGAGCUAGAGGGAGCGAUGACAAGCAAGCUAAAAGAGCAGGAGAUUCUGCUAAGUCAAGGUUUCAAGGAUCAGGCAAAUGCCAUGACACAGGAGAUAGAUCAUCUGAAACAAGAGCUUCAGUCUCAAAACAACUCAGUUGCUGAUAUGAUAGGCAAAAUUGCAUCAGCAGUUGAGAAAGGAAUCAGUUUGUUUAUACAUCUAAAGGAUGUGGAUAACCUAGCAAGGAACCAGCCAAGGAACUCAGUGAGGAAUAAUAGGCAAAACAAGUAGUAGAGCUUUAAUUAAGAAAUCUGUUCCAAUUGGUCAGAAUUCCCAUGUGAAGUGUGCCCCAUGGCUUUUUACAAGGUUUUUUCAAGUUUAUGCAUUUUCAAUCCAUUAGAAAACUUUGCAACAACCUACUUAUUAGCUUUUAAAUGCAUCUGCUGGUUAAUAACACCCUCUGCAUUCCAGUUUAUAAUUAAACAUGUUUCUGGAAUGCUUUUUAUACUUUUUAAAUUCAAAUAAUAUGUUAUAUAUAUAUGUUAAGCAGAAAAAAACUACAUUUAUAUUAUACAGUCAUAAUUUAUUAGAUACUGUUUUAUUUUCUCGUUGGUCCUGUAUAUUUUGCUUCUUUAAAGGUUUGAAAAAAUACUGUGAAAAUCCCCUCAAAAAGUUUACAAAACACCUGAUUCUUCAAGUUU